AUGGAUCCAUCACUUUUCUCACCAAGUCAAGAAUAUGGCAUAGAAAAUCAGGAAGUGAGUUUAUUUUCCACGUAAUCUCAUGAUUUUCAUUAAUUUCAGAAUUACGGAAAUUGUCUUGGAACUCUUCGCGAUACUUAUAUGAACGAAGGUUCGGAGAUAUAUUUGUCUUCUUGUCAGCAAAAUCGACAUCUACAGGUACAAUCUCAACAUAAUUAAUUCUUACCAGCGUCAAAUAACAUAUUUUUCAGACAUCAUCGAUGGAAGAAGAGAUUAUGAGUCGAUUCGGAAUUCUCGGCUUCGAUGAAGAACCAAAUAACUUCUUCAGGUUGAGAGGAGUGCGAAGUUCAACACUUCCUGAAUGGAUUCUUGAUGAAAACGGCGAUAUUCGAUCAAAUAUAACACUUGAAAAAGUUGUCGAAGCGAAUUUACUCCAAAAAUUCGCCACCGAUAAAUUGGGAUGCCAGUAAGUUAAUUUAUCAAUAAAAACAUUUCAUAAAAAUACAAUGUUUCAGUUUUCUGCAAAGCAGCUUCUAUGGGUUGUCAACAAAUGGAACCGAAAAUGAGUUGAGAGACCGAAUUUGCAAAGAAAUUUUGGAAGAUCGUGAAACUUUUCUGGUUAGCGAAUGACAGGUUCAUCGAUUUCAAAAAAACUCAAUUUUUUUUAGAGCUUAUGCAGAAAUAUUUUCGGCAACUUCUUCUUGCAACGUAUUAUUGAUGUUUCGAAUAGAAGCGAACAGGAAUUCAUCACAAAAUACAUCUGUUCAGAUAUCGCUAAUUUAUGCUUGGAUAAAAGUGCCUGCCGUGUUAUUCAAACAGCAUUAGAGGUAUUCAUUUACUAUUUUUACUCUCUAUUUCAUUUUAAAAUUUAUUUAUUUUAGCGUCUGAAACCUCGGUAUGCUGAUGCUUUGGUUGAUUCAAUUCCACGCGAUCGACGUUUAAUGUCAAUUUGUACUGACCAAAAUGCAAACCACGUGAUUCAAAAAGUUUGUCGAUUCCUCGUUAAUCUUCAUAAACCUGAAUUUUUGUAGAUUGUUAAAACAAAAUCACUCAAGAGAUGGUCCUUCGUAGUUGAUUUUCUAUGCAAAUCCGAAGAGGAAAAUCUGUUGAAUAUUUGCCAAGAUAAAUAUGGAUGCCGUGUAGUUCAAACUAUCGUCGAAAUUCUAUCAAUAAACUCUUUCCGAAAACGCGACGAAAAAGAUAGUAGAAUGCGUCUUUUGCAUAAACUGAUGAAUAGAAUUCUGUUGAAAUGCCACAAAUUGACAUCAAAUGAGUUUGCGAAUUAUGUCAUUCAACAUAUUAUUUCGGAUCGAGAUGUGUUGAAAGUUUAUCGAGAUACGAUUAUUGACAAAUGUUUGUUGUAAGUUGGAAAACAAUUUAUUGAGAAAAUUAGAAAUUGAUUUAUAUUUCAAGGCGAAACUUAUUGUCAAUGUCCCAAGAAAAAUAUGCCUCUCAUGUUGUUGAACAAGCAUUAGCACAUGCUCCAUUGCACCAUCUUUUGGAUAUGAUGGAAGAGAUUUUCGAUGGUUAUGUACCUCAUCCGUAAGCUCUUUAUUUUUUUGUGUAUUUGUAAAAGCUUCUAACUGAUUUCCUCUUAAGAGAGACUGGAAAAGACGCGUUGGACAUUUUGAUAUUCCAUCAGUUCGGUAAUUAUGUCGUUCAGCGAAUGUUACAAAUUUGCUGCGAUGCGAUAAAUGGAAAACGGUGAGAUUACCUUUGUUUACUAAUUGAGAAAAUAUUUAUAUUUUGACAUUUUGCAGAAAGACGGUUCUUGAUGGUGUCGAUUGUCGUGAUCGAUUUGAAACUUGGUUGACAAAAUUGAAUUUGCGAGCCAGAAGAGAAAAAUAUCGAUUAACACGGUAAAAAUUCAUAUUCUUCGAAUCCGAAAAUUAAAUUUUGCAAAAACAAUGACUUUCGAAAUAUCUAUACUUCGAAAAUAUUAAUUAUAGUCUUCAACCUACCAUUUUCAUUAAAAAAUAUUGAAUUGACCACCAAAAUUCGGACAGGAUUUAAAAUGAUCCAAAUUGUUUUAUUCUAAAAAUUUUGCAGCUUCUCAUCUGGAAAGAAGAUUCUCGACAUCCUCCAAACAAUGGAAGAAACCUACGAAUUCAGUCAUUCACCAUUCCAAUUCCAAGUCGAUCAAACCAUCAUCGGUGCACCAUCUUCUCCACAGAUGAAUUCAUUAUUGUUCACAUCUUCAUCCGGCUGGCAAUCACCACAAAACUCGACAUCUUCAAUCGAUUAUCCAUAUUUUGAGUAG
This is a messenger RNA of Caenorhabditis angaria, 2257 nucleotides long. Lineage: Eukaryota; Metazoa; Nematoda; Chromadorea; Rhabditida; Rhabditidae. The record is from the annotation of a GenBank genome assembly.